Molecule: messenger RNA, 1481 nt
Organism: Gastrolobium bilobum
Lineage: Eukaryota; Viridiplantae; Streptophyta; Magnoliopsida; Fabales; Fabaceae
Product: mRNA-decapping enzyme subunit 2
Exons: 9
Coding region: 118-1083 (321 amino acids)
Biological process (GO): deadenylation-dependent decapping of nuclear-transcribed mRNA; nuclear-transcribed mRNA catabolic process, nonsense-mediated decay
Cellular component (GO): cytoplasm
Molecular function (GO): RNA binding; 5'-(N(7)-methylguanosine 5'-triphospho)-[mRNA] hydrolase activity; manganese ion binding
Source: RefSeq, a predicted model, not a curated record
GGGUUUCUAUAUUGCAGGUAAAGAUAAUUGAGUAACUGAAAUUGAGAACGGUUCGGGUGACGACAUAAUACGGUUUCUGGGUGCUGAAUUCGGUUUGAGAAUCGACGCUGGGAAGCCAUGUCCAAUCAUCACCGUUCUUCGAGUGCUUCGUCUAAGACCGGUCUUCCACCUCAAGAACUCCUUGAUGAUCUCUGCAGCCGAUUUGUGCUAAACGUUCCAAAGGAAGACCUUCAAUCAUUUGAAAGGAUCUUGUUUCUUGUGGAGUAUGCACAUUGGUUUUAUGAAGAUAAUUCUGUAGAAAAUAAUCCAUCUCUGAAGUCAUUCAAUCUGAAGGAGUUUACUUCUUUAUUGUUCAACAGCUGUGAUGUUUUGAAACCUUAUGUGGCCCACAUAGAUGAUAUUUUUAAGGACUUCACUUCUUACAAGGUUCGAGUUCCGGUAACUGGGGCAAUAAUUCUUGAUGAAACUUAUGAAAGGUGCUUGCUAGUGAAGGGAUGGAAGGGCUCAAGUUGGAGCUUUCCGCGUGGCAAAAAGAGCAAAGACGAAGAAGAUCAUGCAUGUGCCAUUAGAGAAGUCAUGGAAGAAACUGGUUUUGAUGUUUCAAAACUUCUUAACAAGGACGAAUUCCUUGAAGUUAUUUUUGGACAGCAGAGAGUGCGGCUUUACAUUAUUGCUGGUGUGAAAGAUGAUACAGCAUUUGCCCCCCUUACCAAAAAGGAGAUCAGUGAAAUUGCAUGGCAGAGGCUUGAUGAACUCCAACCAGCAAGUGAUGAAGUGAUAUCUCGUGGGAUCACUGGCCUUAAGCUUUAUAUGGUGGCCCCUUUUCUGGCAUCAUUGAAAUCCUGGAUUUCAGCGCACCAACCGCCUAUGGCUCCUAGAUCUGAUUUGCCUCUUAAAGGGAUUUGUGUGUGGAAAGCAAAGCACAGUUCCACUGGAAGUAGCACCAUAAUAAUAGACAGCCAGCCAACAAAACCCGAAUCUGAUUCUCACCUUCUUGAUGUGGGGCCUGGAAGGAGCUUUAGGAAUUUCAGAUUUGAUACUGCCUUAAUUUUUCAAGCAAUGGAAGCUGCCUUUUCCUUAUGAAGGUCCAGCUGAAUUGAUAUUCCCCCAUUUCACUUGCAUGUCAAUGUGGGUAUAGUCACACUCUCCAUGCUAGUUAGGUUGCUGUACAUCAUGAUGUUUGUCAAGUUGUAUGGUUGAGUAUUAUGUACAUUAUGUACAGUUAGUAUUCCUACCAUAUAAGCAUUCUAAUUGGGCUAUUAUUUGUAAAACUAGAGAAACAGUCGAAUGUAGAAGUUACGCUACUCUAUCAUUAGUACUCAUUGACACAUUAACGUGGUCUUCUGCUAGAAUGAAACUGAUUUGUAUGUCAUACAACCCCUUUGUAUACUACAGACAACGUCACAGAGAAUCAUUUGCAAGGGGUGACUCAGCUUUGGAAGAGAAUGUUCUGAAUGAGGGGUUGUCAGGGGGAAUUUGGU